This is a messenger RNA of Plasmopara halstedii, 2109 nucleotides long. RefSeq names its product Predicted E3 ubiquitin ligase. Gene Ontology annotation, molecular function: zinc ion binding. The transcript is spliced from 2 exons. The coding region runs from base 1 to 2109 and encodes 702 amino acids. Lineage: Eukaryota; Oomycota; Peronosporomycetes; Peronosporales; Peronosporaceae. The record is from RefSeq and is a predicted model, not a curated record.
AUGGUAAAUGAAGCUGACGAAAGCACAGCAAGUGCCUCACUGGCCCGACUGCGAUUGUUUCUAUCAUCUCAUGCUCCAAAUGGGCAAGAAAAGGCUCAAAUUGCGACUCAAGACUGUUUAUCGAAUCUUAUGGCAAGUAUUGCACCUUUAAGUCAAUCAUCAAAAGAGUUUGAACGUGUCAAAUAUUUAUUACAAUGUUCAUUACCUGGAUAUCGUGUCCAUGAAAAUGUAGUGAUUUCGGAUUUGCAGAAUCCGUCACUUGUAGCACAAUACGAGCAACAUACUGCGGGGCUUUUAGAACUUGAUUCGUGGGUGGCCGUCAAUGAUCUUGGAAAAGAUUUAGCAGAUGUUCAUAGUUAUGGAUUCACAUCGUACGACGCAACGGAUACGAAUAUGAAGUUUACAACCGGAAAUUUGCAGUUCAGUGCACCUCUUGACCAAUCACGGGACGCAAAAAAUCAUCCUUCUAGCACUCGACAAUUAGUGCUUUGCAAAAUUGCAGUUGGCCGAUCACUUGCAAUUAAUGAUGAAAAAGAAGCAAAAGCUCGACUUCCAAUUGGGUAUCAUAGUUACUAUUUGCAUCAAGAUGCAAGUGGUACACAAGAUCAAUACAGUCACCGUGGGUACUAUCAUGAGUACAUCUUGACCAACACUAUGCAAAUUUUGCCCCAAUAUCUUGUUCGUUUUACCUAUUCCGCCGCAAAUUAUGGAAUUGCAAUUGCAUCUUGUGCCCUAUGUGAACAACACCCUGCAGUUGUCACUUGCCGAAAUUGUGAAGCACAAAUUUGUGCACAAUGUGACCACGAGGUACACUCGGCCAACAAAUUAGUACGCCGGCACAAACGCACGCCAGUGAAAAGUCAAGCCAGAAAUCUUGGAAGCGAAAAUAUCAGACGUGACCGACGUCGUAGUUCCAAUCCAUCAAUGGAAUAUUGUCUCGACAAUAUUGCCGAUUUGAAGGAAACGGAAGAGAUCAUAAAUGCAAUUAUUGCUAAGCAAAUGGAUAGCAAUGUAUUGGCACAGGAUGUGCAACACCCAACUUGUCGAAGUCAUAGCAACAAAUUAGUCGAAUUCUUUUGUCCAGUUUGUCAAGUGGCAGUGUGUGUUAGUUGCAAAAUGAUUGGAGAUCAUUCGAUUGGUGAAAAAGGGUCCCACCGAUUACUAACUGUUGCCGAUGCAUACGAAAGUUGCAUUCGCGAGUCGUUGCGUCCUGAUCCGUUGAUAAUGUCACGCAAAUCGGCAAUUGGAAAAAAGCUGCAACUUCUGAGUGGCAUUCAGCAAAGUGUCCAAAGCAACAAAACGCAAGUUGCAAAUGCUAUCAAUGAACUAUGUGCACGAGUGUUGCAGGAAUUGAACGAGGCAAGUGCCACAAAGAUGCGUAUCUUGUCAGGUGAAAUGCUCGAGCUGGAACGUCAAUCACAGCAAAUUGAUUGGGUCGAGGAAAGUCUUCAGGACCAUCGCACAAUUUUGUCAGCCGUCGAGUUUCUCUCUGCGUGGAAUGAACACAAAAAGUUGCGAGCGCAACAACGCGAAUGUCCCAAUGUUGCACACAAUAAUCAUGCAGAUCAAGUGCAAGCUAAUUUGCACCUUGCAGGAAACUUGCACAUUAUUGUGGCAGAUCAAGUACCCGAACAUUUAAUGUCAAUAGAUGAAAAGGAUCCAAUUUUCCAAAAUACUUCAGCAAAUACCAGCAACCAAAAUUGCAAUAGUGACACAAAUAGUCAACCAGAAAUUAAAGCUGCUGCCAUUCUCGCUCAGCAUCGACGUUCAGGUGAUAAUGUUCGCACCCAAUUGCUUAAUAUGAAGCCCACACUGCCACACAAACUUUAUGCUCAUCGAUCACGACGAGUCGUGUCUCCAAAGUGUCAGCAAGUUCUGGAUGAGAUCCGCCAAAGUAUCUUGGUUCAAACUAGCGCUAGAAAGUCUGCUCUGUCACCUUGUAGUCCCAUUUCGUCUCCACUCAAGCCUCGAGUUGCGGAUAUGACUUCGACAUUUCGAGCAUUUUCAGUCCAUUCGAGCAUGAAAAAGACGCCGGAUAAUGAAACACGCCAACGUCGCACUAGUGUAUGGUCGACGCUCCUUCGCCAAGAAAUGGGGCUACCAAAUUAG